Messenger RNA from Camarhynchus parvulus, 641 nucleotides. RefSeq names its product ras-related protein Rab-4B-like. Gene Ontology annotation, cellular component: endosome. Gene Ontology annotation, biological process: regulation of endocytosis. Gene Ontology annotation, molecular function: GTP binding; GTPase activity. Lineage: Eukaryota; Metazoa; Chordata; Aves; Passeriformes; Thraupidae. The record is from RefSeq and is a predicted model, not a curated record.
AUUUCCUGUUCAAGUUCCUGGUGAUCGGCAGCGCCCGGCUUAGGAACAAGUCCACCUGCUGCACCACUUCAUCGAGCAAGUUCAAGCAGGAUUCCAACCACACCAUCGGCGUGGAGUUCGGCUCCAAGGUCGUCAGCGUGGGCGGCAAAAGCGUCAAACUGCAGAUCUGGGACACGGCCGGCCAGGAGCGCUUCAGGUCGGUCACUCGCAGUUAUUACCGCGGGGCCGCGGGGGCGCUGCUCGUCUAUGACAUCACCAGCCGUGAGACGUCCAACCCACUGACCCAUUGGCUUGGCUGGGGACGGCGGACCUUGGCCAGCCCCAACAUCGUCAUCAUCCUCUGCGGCAACAAAGAAGGACCUGAGGGGAGGGAGGUCACCUUCCUGGAGGCCUCACGGUUCGCCCAGGAGAACGAGCUGAUGUUCCUGGAGGCAGCUGGUGAAUAAGGAGGAAAUUUUGGGGAGUUUUGGGGAAUUUUGGCGUUCCUCAAGUGCGCCAGGAGCAUCCUCAACAAGAUCGACUCUGGGGAGCUGGAUCCUGAGCGGAUGGGAUCGGGGAUCCAGUACGGGGAUUCGUGGCUCCGGCAGCUCCGGCAGCCCCGGGGGGCUCCGGCCCCCACCCGGCAGAGCUGCGGCUGCUGA